AUGAAAGGUUACCAACUCCGACAUACAUCUUUCUUGGGGAUACUAUCUAUCUAUCUAUCUAUCUAUCUAUCUAUCUUAGGAUACUCUCUGUCUAUCUUUCUUAGGAUACUAUCUAUAUCUAUCAUAGGAUCAUCUCUAUCAUUCUUAUUAUACUAUCUAUUUAUCUAUCUAUUAGUAUACUAUCUAUCUAUCUAUCUAUCUAUCUAUGUAGAAUAUUUCCUAUUUAUCUCUUCUUCUUACGAUGCUAUCUAUCUAUCUAGCUAUCUUCUUUCAUUACAACACAAUAUAUCAUUCUUACGAUGCUAUCUAUCUAUCAAUCUCUCUAUCUAUCUAUCAUUCUUUGGAUAUUAUCUAUCUAUCUAUCUAUCUUUUUAUCUUUCAUUGGAUAUUAUCUAUUUAUCUAUUUAUCUAUCAUUCUUUGGAUAUUUUCUAUCUAUCUAUCUAUCUAUCUAUCCAUCCAUUGUUUGGAUAUUAUCAGUCUAUCUAUCCAUCUAUCUAUCUAUCUAUCUAUCUAUCUAUCUAUCAUUCUUUGAAUAUUAUCUAUCUAUCUAUCUAUCUAUCUAUCUAUCAUUGAAUAUUAUCUAUCUAUCUAGCCAUCUAUCUAUCUAUAUAUCUAUCUAUCAUUCUUUGAAUAUUAUCUAUCUAGCCAUCUAUCUAUCUUAG
Molecule: messenger RNA, 663 nt
Organism: Acanthosepion pharaonis
Lineage: Eukaryota; Metazoa; Mollusca; Cephalopoda; Sepiida; Sepiidae
Source: the annotation of a GenBank genome assembly